This is a messenger RNA of Phragmites australis (common reed), 2159 nucleotides long. Its product is annotated as zinc finger CCCH domain-containing protein 6-like. Lineage: Eukaryota; Viridiplantae; Streptophyta; Magnoliopsida; Poales; Poaceae. Gene Ontology annotation, molecular function: metal ion binding; mRNA binding. The coding region runs from base 165 to 1583 and encodes 472 amino acids. The transcript is spliced from 8 exons. The record is from RefSeq and is a predicted model, not a curated record.
AAGAGAGAGAGAGAGGGGGGGAGCAGUGGCCUUGCCUGCCACACCACAGUGGUGGAAGGAAAGGGAACGAGAGGGGAAAAAAAACCCGAUCUCCUCCCACUCCGAUCGCCUCCUCCCCCGCCCGACCGCCGCUUCCGAAAGCUUCCCUCCCCCGCCGCGACGCCAUGGAGCCGCACGCGGAGGAAGCGGCCGGAGGAGAGGGCGGCCGCGCGAGCCCCGGCGCCGGCCUCGAAGGGCCGAUGUGGAGGCUGGGGCUGGACGGCGCCAACGGCGGCGGGGAGGGGGAGGAGGCGGCGCGGCUGCCGGAGCGGCCGGGCGAGGCGGACUGCGGCUACUACCUCCGCACGGGCGCCUGCGGCUUUGGGGAGCGAUGCCGCUACAACCACCCACGCGAUCGCGGCGGCACUGAAUUUGGUGGAGGUGCAAAGAAUGGAGCAGCAUCAGACUUCCCAGAACGAUUGGGUCAACCUGUAUGUGAGUAUUAUUUGAAGACUGGGAGUUGUAAAUUUGGUUCCAAUUGCAAAUAUCACCAUCCUAAGCAAGAUGGAUCUGUGCAAUCUGUUGUGUUAAACAACAAUGGGUUCCCUCUGCGCCCGGGUGAGAAAGAAUGCUCCUACUAUAUGAAGACUGGGCAUUGCAAGUUUGGUCCUACAUGUAAAUUUCAUCAUCCAGAAUUUGGUGGUGUUCCGGUGAUCCCUGGAAUAUAUCCACCAUUACAAUCAGCAUCUGUGCCCUCCCCCCAUACAUAUGCUCCUCUUGCAAAUUGGCAAAUGGGAAGGUCGCCUGUAGUUCCUGGAUCAUAUAUACCAGGCUCAUACACUCCGAUGAUGCUCUCAUCUGGAAUGGUUCCAUUGCAAGGAUGGAGCCCUUAUCCGGCAUCAGUAAACCCUGUAGCAUCAGCUGGAGCACAACAAACUGUUCAAGCUGGACCAUUAUAUGGCAUUGGACACCAUGGAUCUUCAGCCACAAUUGCUUAUGGCGGUCCGUACAUGCCAUAUUCUCCCUCAAAUGGACAAUCUAGCAAUAAUCAGCAGGAACAUGGAUUCCCUGAGCGGCCAGGGCAGCCUGAGUGUCAGUAUUACAUGAGGACUGGAGAUUGCAAAUUUGGAGCUACAUGUAAAUAUCAUCAUCCACGAGACUGGAGCGCUCCUAAAUCCAAUUAUAUGUUCAGCUCUCUUUGCCUUCCACUUCGUCCGGUGAGCAGCCUGAACAUGGGUGCUCAGCCAUGUGCGUACUUUGCCCAAAAUGGAUAUUGCAGAUAUGGAGUUGCAUGCAAAUAUGAUCACCCAAUGGGUACACUAGGCUACAGUUCAUCUGCUUUGCCCCUAUCUGACAUAUCAAUUGCUCCCUAUCCUCUCGGCUUCCCUGUUGCCACAUUGGCUCCAUCUUCAUCUUCCCCAGAUCUAAGGCCAGAAUAUAUUUCAACUAAAGACCCUUCUGUCAACCAAGUAGUGUCACCAGUGGCAACACCCGAGCCUGUUGGAGCAAUCUUGCCAAAAGGGGUUUUCCCUCCAGACACUAUCAUGCGAGCUCAGACUUCUACCGCAGGUGGCAGCAGUUCAAGCCCUGGUGGUGGUCACUAAUUUUUCUGAGCUGAGUGGAGUGAUCCUCUCAGCACAAUUUUUCUAUCACUUGAUACAGUUCCGAUAGGCCUCUCCAAUGUGAAUAAGAAGCUGUGGCCUCCUUAGAGAAGGCUCGGCGAGGGUGGUUUUCUCUACCAUCACAAUAAGAGCAUUUGAUAGGCUACAAGCAAGCUCAAUUCACUUGCAAUUUUUGCGUUCUUCUGUUCAUGCCCAAAACGGGAAAAAGGAAGGUUUUUGAAUGCAAGGUUAGAUAACUUGUUUGGCGCGGUGAGACUUGGAUCCAUUCCCUCGGUGAAAAAUACUCAGGCAAGAAAAUUUUCAUUGUUAUCAGGAAAAUUUUAACAUGCAAGAGGUUACUGGGUUUUGCUCCUCCACCUUCCAAAUUUCUUUUUUCCUUUUUCCUGUAUAUUGUCAUAUAUUACAUACAUAUAUCAUCAACAGACUUGAGAUUUGUAGCUACAUAUAUAUGUCCAUACUGGGAGCAAGGCGCAUUGUAACGGACAAGGAAUGCUUAAAUUAAGAGGCCUUGCUGUCAUACUUAAAAGGUUGUAUCGAUGAGGUCAACUUCACACUUCA